UAUUACAUUUAUUGAGUAGGAAAAAGACUUCAAAAUGUCGACACUCGUUGAGAAGAUAAAAGCAGUAGAAGAUGAAAUGGCCAGGACGCAAAAGAACAAGGCAACAUCAGCUCAUUUGGGAAUGUUGAAAGCCAAAUUAGCGAAGUUCAAGAGGGAGUUGAUAACGCCUAAAAGUGGGGGUGGUGGUGCAGGUGAAGGAUUCGACGUCGCUAAAACAGGAGAUGCUAGAAUCGGAUUCGUUGGUUUUCCAUCUGUAGGAAAAUCUACACUGCUAUCAAAUUUAGCUGGAGUCUAUUCAGAGGUAGCAGCAUACGAGUUCACAACACUCACAACCGUUCCUGGGGUCAUCAGAUAUAAGGGAGCAAAGAUACAGCUCUUAGAUUUACCAGGUAUCAUCGAAGGAGCUAAAGAUGGUAAAGGAAGAGGUCGACAGGUAAUAGCAGUUGCAAGAACUUGCAAGCUUAUAUUUAUCGUGCUGGAUGUUUUAAAACCGCUGGGAGAUAAGGCGAUCAUCCAAAAAGAGCUCGAAGGUUUUGGUAUCCGAUUAAAUAAAAUUCCGCCGAAUAUCACCUUUAGAAGAAAGGAGAAAGGUGGUAUUAAUCUGACCACUGUGGUACCUCAAAGUGAACUCGAUUUAAAUGCAGUGAAACAGAUUUUGGGCGAAUAUCGGAUCAGUAAUGCUGACAUAAUCCUAAAAGAGGACUCAACCAGUGACGAUUUGAUCGAUGUAAUUGAGGGAAACAGAGUUUACAUUCCAUGUAUAUACGUUCUCAACAAAAUAGAUCAGAUAUCAAUUGAAGAGCUGGACGUAAUCUACAAAAUCCCUCAUUGUGUGCCCCUGUCAGCUCAUCACAAAUGGAACUUCGACGAUUUACUCGAGAAAAUGUGGGAUUAUCUUCAACUUACCAGGAUUUACACGAAGCCUAAAGGUCAAUUACCUGAUUUCAACGCGCCAGUUGUACUCCAGGACGCUAACAAAACCAUGGAGGCAUUUUGUAACAAUUUACACAAGGGAAUAUUAAAAGAUCUAAAGUAUGCGCUUGUCUGGGGUAGCUCAGUGAAAUACCAGCCUCAGAGAGUCGGGAAAGAACACGAGUUAGCGGAUGAGGACAUCGUUCAGAUCAUCAAGAAACAUUAGCUGGGAUAAUUACUGGGAACAUUCUAAUUAGCUAAUUAAUUAACUUAUCGAUGAGUUGAAACACUAACUAAUUAACUUGUUGAGGAGUCGAAUUACCAUCAAAAGCUUUCAUUCGGGUCUUAGAUUUUUAAUUUAUUUAAGUUUAUCAAUUUUUAUUUGUAAGCUGUUUUUUAGUGAGCUGA
Molecule: messenger RNA, 1320 nt
Organism: Bolinopsis microptera
Lineage: Eukaryota; Metazoa; Ctenophora; Tentaculata; Lobata; Bolinopsidae
Product: GTP-binding protein 128up-like
Exons: 11
Coding region: 35-1138 (367 amino acids)
Biological process (GO): cytoplasmic translation
Cellular component (GO): cytoplasm
Molecular function (GO): GTP binding; GTPase activity
Source: RefSeq, a predicted model, not a curated record